UGUUGGAAGGGAGGUAGAAUUUAUACAGCUGCACAGGAGAUUUAGCAAGCAUGGUGGUAUCAGCUCAGAUGUUGUUAGUGCACAUAAGGAUCAGGUUUAACAGGUUUGUGCUCAGGACUUUCCAAUCACACCAAAAAUCUCCAUCAGAAGUUAGGAAGCACCCAGAAUUUUCUAUCUCUAUAUUUAAUGUUUGGCUUGAUGCUAGCUGCUCUUCUGCCUUUCUUCCUUUAAUGUGACUUUGAAGUGUCUUUGCUUUUUCUGUGGCAUUUUUGAUACUAGAGCCAUGUGAAUGUGGGAGUUGAAGAUGAGUGCUGCUGCACAGAUCCUAAGUAAUUUUUGUUGGGAGUUAAUUUUUGAAAUGCUUUAAUUGAAGCACUUGGACUUUCUCCAGAGAUCCUUCUGCAUAAGCAGCACACUAACAUAUGUGUCUUAUUUACAGGCACAGAGUUCUGUUAAAACUCUUCAGGUUCGAGAAUCUCUGCAACUUCUACCCCCUGUGUUUGUUGUAUAAGUAAGGGAGUAAGAGCCAUCAGAUUACAAGCCUCCGUGUUUCUCUCAAAAGACUAGUCCUUUUUCCAUGGAAGCUGAAGAAAUGAUGGAAUGUAUCCAGGAAUUCCCUGAGCAUUAUAAAGUUAUUUUGAAUAGGCUGAAUGAACAACGUGAGCAGGAUCAGUUUACAGAUAUCACUCUGAUUGUUGAUGGUCACCAUUUCAAAGCUCAUAAGGCUGUUCUUGCUGCCUGUAGCCAGUUCUUCUACAAUUUUUUCCAAGAUUUCACUCAGGAGCCCUUGGUGGAGAUUGAAGGUGUAAGUAACAUGGCAUUUCGUCACCUAAUUGAGUUCACCUAUACAGCAAAACUAAUGGUCCAAGGUGAGGAAGAAGCAAAUGAUGUUUGGAAAGCAGCUGAGUAUCUACAGAUGUUAGAAGCAAUCAAAGCACUUGAAAUCAGGAGCAAAGAAAUUUCAUCACCCUUAGAAUCAAAUCAAAUACAAGAUAAAAAUAAACCAAAGAAGAGGAAGGUAGCUGAAACUUCUAAUGUUAUCACAGAAACACUACCACCUGCAGAAUCAGAGCCUGUUGAAAUUGAGGUUGAGGUUGCUGAAGGGAUCAUUGAAGUGGAAGAUGACAGCAUCGAAACACUUGAAGUAGCUUCUGCAGAGCAAUCCAUAAAGUACAUACAGACAACAGGUACAUCAGAUGCAUCUGCUUUGGCUCUUUUAGCAGAUAUCACCAGCAAGUAUCGUCAGGGAGAGGGAAAAUGCCAGAUCCAGGAGGAAGAUGACAGUGCAUCUGAUACCUUGUGCAAACAGGUAGAAGGUUUUGAAAUUGUGGAACUUCAGCUGUCACAUAUGAAGAAUUUAUUCUGCUGUGAGAAAUGUAACCGUUCAUUUAAAUUGUUUUACCAUUUUAAGGAACACAUGAAAACACACUCUACUGAGAGGUACAAGUGUGACAUAUGCAAAAAAAGGUACCUACGAGAGACUGCUUUGAAACAGCACCUCACCUGUUACCACCUUGAUGAAGGUGGUGCCAGCAAGAAGCAAAGACCUGGCAAAAAAAUACAUAUAUGCCAGUACUGUGAUAAGCAGUUUGACCACGUUGGACAUUUUAAAGAGCACCUUCGGAAGCACACAGGUGAAAAACCAUUUGAAUGUCCAAACUGCCAUGAACGCUUUGCUAGGAAUAGCACGCUCAAAUGUCACCUCGCAGCCUGUCAGUCUGGAGCUGGAGCUAGAAAGGGAAGAAAGAAGCUGUACGAAUGUCAGGUUUGUAACAGUGUGUUUAACAGCUGGGAUCAAUUCAAAGAUCACUUGGUAAUACAUACUGGUGACAAACCCAACCACUGUACCUUAUGUGAUUUGUGGUUUAUGCAAGGCAGUGAGCUGAGAAGACAUCUCAAAGACAUGCACAAUAUUUCAGAACAUAUAGUGACAGAAGAGGUUCUUCCAGUGGAAGCUGUAGAAGCUGAACCAGUAACAUCAAUGACUAUAAUAGAGCAAGUGGAGCAAGUCCAUGUCCUACCAAUAAUUCAGGUACAGGUGGAUCCUGCACAGGUAACUGUGGAACAGAUGCACCAGGAUGUCAUACAGGACAAUCUAAUAAAAGGCACACAGGUGGAUGAACUGCAAGAACAGGUGCAAAUUAGUUAUUUGGAAGUUGAACAUAUUCAGACUGAGCAAGGUGCUGAAGUUCACGUAGAGCAGUUACAUGUUGAGCAUGUAAAUCAAAUACAGGUGGAAGAUGUACAGGCCGAACUUAUAAGUGGAACAGACCUGGAACAAGUAGAAUAUGGAAGUGCUGAUCAAGGAGAAGCAGAAGAAAAGGAAUCUAGUCAUGUAGAUGAUGUGGAUAAGGAAGAUCAUGAACAAGCUGAAGACUUAAAAACUCAACAGUUAGCAGACACACAGAAUGAAAAGGCAAAUUACUAAGACAACCACACUGUGCAGGUUUAGGAAUGAAAUGCCCAAUUAUUUUUGUUAGCUUUUACAUUGAUUUUUGAACUCUCAGUGAUCACAUUUCCAAUAUGCUGUCCUUUGGACCAAAGUUAUCUUUCUUUAUGUGCAACUAAACUUCUAUGUGAAAAAUAACUUACCCAUUCAUGAUAUACCAUGGAACAAAAACUACCAGACACAGA
This is a messenger RNA of Pezoporus flaviventris, 2634 nucleotides long. Its product is annotated as zinc finger protein 131-like. Gene Ontology annotation, cellular component: nucleus. The coding region runs from base 578 to 2428 and encodes 616 amino acids. The transcript has 7 exons. Gene Ontology annotation, biological process: regulation of transcription by RNA polymerase II. The record is from RefSeq and is a predicted model, not a curated record. Lineage: Eukaryota; Metazoa; Chordata; Aves; Psittaciformes; Psittacidae. Gene Ontology annotation, molecular function: protein binding; RNA polymerase II cis-regulatory region sequence-specific DNA binding; DNA-binding transcription factor activity, RNA polymerase II-specific.